This is a messenger RNA of Salvelinus fontinalis (brook trout), 912 nucleotides long. RefSeq names its product class A basic helix-loop-helix protein 9-like. Gene Ontology annotation, biological process: developmental process; regulation of transcription by RNA polymerase II. Lineage: Eukaryota; Metazoa; Chordata; Actinopteri; Salmoniformes; Salmonidae. The coding region runs from base 1 to 912 and encodes 303 amino acids. Gene Ontology annotation, molecular function: protein dimerization activity; DNA-binding transcription factor activity, RNA polymerase II-specific; RNA polymerase II transcription regulatory region sequence-specific DNA binding. The transcript has a single exon. The record is from RefSeq and is a predicted model, not a curated record.
AUGAUGAGCUGCAGCAGUCUGGCAAGGUUAGAGGAAUUCUCAGAGGAGGAGCUGGAGCUGAGCAUGCUGGGUCAGGGGGAGGAUGUUGAGGCGAGCGACGGCAGCCCCAAGGGCCCCAGCGAGGGCUCGGCCAGCAGCCCCCCCAGCGAUGACACUGAGGGGGACCAGUCCAAGAAGCGUAGCCGCCCGGUCCGCUCCAAGGCUCGCCGUGUGGCCGCCAACGUACGUGAACGCAAACGCAUCCUGGACUACAACCAGGCCUUCAACGCUCUGCGUGUGGCACUCAACCACAACCUCAGCGGCAAGCGGCUCUCCAAGAUUUCCACCCUGCAGAGGGCCAUCAACCGCAUCUCAGCCCUGUCUGUCUUCCUCAGCUCCAACCCCCCCAGUAAGCCUUGCUGCCACCGGGAGUGCCACAGGCCAGCUGGGAGGUCAUUGGAGGUGGGAAUGGUGGGGACGUCACGGCUGGACCCGCCCAGGGUGACAGUUGCUCAUCGCCUGGAGUCCCAGAACUACGUCUCCUGUAACCACGCAUCACUCCCCCAUCAGAUCCAGCCCCAGCAGGGAACCCACCCUCAACCUCACAGGCUGCCAACAGAGACACACCUCUACAUUGACAGCUUGGGCUCCUCAUGCCCCCCCUCGCCACACUACCCCUGUUAUCCUGCCAAGGGCCAGUUGUACCCCUCACGCGGACACUGUGUGACAGGGAACCCCUUGGAGCAGCCGCCAAGCCCUAUUAGGUACACACAGGUGGGCGAAGGGCUGGGGUACCAGACGAGGGGGUGGGCCUCCUGCGCCCAGGGCUACAUUGAUGCCUUUAUGGAGUCGUCUCCAGCCCUGGGCCUCCCCUGGCAGGUGAGCCACAUCCAGGAGACAGCAGGCCCCCAGCACAGCCUGCCCCUGCUCUGA